AAUUAUUGUUUGGUUAUCUUGUAGUAAAAUAAUGGACAUCUCGUAAGUAGUUAACUAAAUGAAAACCAAUAAAUAGCAAUCACAGAUUAGGUUUAUCGCGGAUAACACAGCUUCAAAGUUGGGAAGAAUAGCAAUCGAUCAACCUCCACUUUCGACAUUGUUCCUCUCUCUCCACACACAACGAUAACAUGCCUCUAACGCAGGAGGAUAUCGAAGGUGCAGUACCAAUUGACCGUGCAGCAAUCCUACUCUCGCCGGAUGAGCUGGAAAAAAGCGGACGGAAGGUCAAGCCUUAUGCAUUGAUUAUCCUCAAUCAGCCGAUCAAUGAUUUGGCUAUGCUGAAGCGGGUCUGGGAUAACGCAACCGUUCGAGCUUGCGCAGAUGGUGGUGCAAACAGACUCUUUCAUGCACUCGACAAAUCGUCUCGUCAGAAAUUCAAGCCGGAUUUCAUCGCAGGCGACCUUGACUCACUCAUGCCCGAGAUAAGAGAAUACUACGAAUUUGUACUAUCCGUGCCUAUUUACCAUUCGCCAGACCAGUACUCUACCGAUUUUGGGAAAUGCCUGGUCCAGCUCAGCGUCAUGAAUCCCGCCGAACGGUUAGCUAUCGUUGCUCUUGGCGGCACAGGAGGUCGCGUGGACCAGGAGUUCCAUUCAUAUCACACUCUUUUCACGCACGAAGUCAUGGCAACGGCGGAAGACGAUUCGGAUCCUACGAAACGGCGCAGAGAGGUCACUCUGCUCUCCGACGACAGUUUAACGUUCCUUGUACCGCAGGCGGACGAGAAGCCACUGACCGCUAAGAUUUUUACACCGAGGUCAGUGGUUGGACCUACAUGUGGUCUUAUCCCGAUCUUGGGACCGUCGGUGAUCUCGAUCAAAGGCUUUACGUGGGAUGUCGAGGAUUGGCCUACUAGCUUUGGUACUCAAGUCAGUACUAGCAAUGCUAUGGAGGGCGAUGAGGUCUACGUCAAGAGCGACAAGACGCUCAUAUUUACCUUGGAAGUUAGACGGUAGUGGUGCAGUUAUACAUAUAGAUAUAAAUUGGUUAUCUGAACAUCAGUCUUGGUAAAAUAAGCAAUACAACAA
This is a messenger RNA of Myxozyma melibiosi, 1088 nucleotides long. Its product is annotated as thiamine pyrophosphokinase. Gene Ontology annotation, biological process: thiamine diphosphate biosynthetic process; thiamine metabolic process. The coding region runs from base 189 to 1016 and encodes 275 amino acids. The record is from RefSeq and is a predicted model, not a curated record. NCBI's taxonomy places the organism in Eukaryota, Fungi, Ascomycota, Lipomycetes, Lipomycetales, Lipomycetaceae. The transcript is spliced from 3 exons. Gene Ontology annotation, molecular function: thiamine diphosphokinase activity; thiamine binding; ATP binding.